This is a messenger RNA of Merops nubicus (carmine bee-eater), 2408 nucleotides long. RefSeq names its product p53-induced death domain protein 1 (gene PIDD1). The annotation marks the transcript as partial. Gene Ontology annotation, biological process: signal transduction; apoptotic process; DNA damage response. Lineage: Eukaryota; Metazoa; Chordata; Aves; Coraciiformes; Meropidae. The transcript is spliced from 14 exons. The record is from RefSeq and is a predicted model, not a curated record. Gene Ontology annotation, molecular function: protein binding.
GUGGCCAUGCCAGGGAUGAGUUUGGUUCGUGUCAGCAUGGCUCCCUGAGGAGCUUGCCACCAGACCUUGGAAAUCUGAAGUGCCUCACCCACCUGGAUCUCAGCUUCAACAGCCUCUCCACCUUUCCCAGCUGCAUCCUCCACCUCCCCAGCCUCCGUGGGCUCCUGGUGAGCCACAACAGCCUGGUGGCACUCCCCGAGGACUUUGGCUCUCUGAGCAAGCUGACUUUCUUCUCUGCUAUGAAAAAUCAGUUGAAGGACUUACCUCAGAGCAUUGGGGAGCUGGCAGAGCUACAGGAGCUGGAUCUCUCAGAAAAUGCUUUGGAAUUCCUCCCCGAAGAAGUUGGGAAUCUGCACAACUGCACAGAUCUGGAUCUCUCAGGGAAUCGCUUGUCAGGCAUCCCAGACUCCCUAGCCAAUCUGAAGUCUCUGAAGCAGCUGCAUCUCCACAGCAACCUCCUGGUGACAGUCCCUGCCUCGCUUGCCAGCUUGCCCAACUUGUCCAGGCUUGAUCUGCAGAACAACUGUCUCCGUGUGGUGCCCCCCGAGAUCCAGACCUCGCCGUUCGUCCACCUCCGAGGCAACCCCCUGGGACAGGCUGAGCCAGCCCCCCAGGCAGAUGAAUCCAGCUCCAGAGGGCUGCGAAGACUCUUCCUGGCACCAGGAGAGGACAGCUUCACUGUCACCCCUGAAGGCUGCAGGGUGGCCCUGGCCUGUGGCACCCAGCUCUGCUUUCCCCCGGGGGCUGCCCCCGCCCCGCUGCGCAUCCGCUGCCGAGCCCUGGCCCCGGACCCCCGCUGGGUGAAGCUGAGGCACCACGACGUCCUGCUGAGCAGAGUCCUGGAGCUGCAGCCUCACGGGGUCACCUUCCAGCAGGAGGUGCAGAUCUGGAUGCCUUGUGCCUCCCCUCAAGCCCUUCCCCAGCGUGAGGUGGUGGUUCGGACCUUCAGUGGGCAGAGCUGGAGUGACCUGAGAACAAGGGUGGAGCAGAAGAGGAAAUCCAAGAAGCACGUGGCUCACUGCAGUGUCCUUCACUUCUCGUGGUUCCUCGUUGUGUCCCGACUUGUGCAGAAUGAGUGCAAAGUGCCCACAGAGGGGACCUUGCUCUUCUCCAGCGUGGACCCAAACAUCAAGGUGACAUUUCCUCCCGGAGUCACUGCGGAGACACGCAGCGUCAAGCUGCAGGUGCUGCCAGUCUCUGCUGAAGAGAUAGAGGGGAUGGCCAGUGGGUGCAGAGCCAGUGCCCUGCUCUGCCUCUCCCAGGACUCCCUGCUGGACUUCCUCAGGCCCGUGAGGGUGCAGCUGCCCCUCCCGCCCGGCGUCACAGGACUGAACCUGGAUCGGUCAAGGCUGCACCUCCUCCAUGGAGACCUGGAGGGCCAGACCUGGGAUGACAUUACCAGUCAGGUGGUGCUGAGAUUCACCCAUCUGUAUGCAGUGUUUGAAGUCACCCACUUCUCCUGGUACUGGCUGUGGUACACCACCAAGACCUACAUUGGGGGCAUUGCCAGGAAGGUCUACGAGCGGCUGCGCAUGUACCAGGUGAACUUCAUUGCUCUGCAGAGGAGGAAGGACCCCGAGCAAGUCCUGCUGCAGUGUGUCCCCAAGCACAAGGUGGACCCAGUGCUGAAGAAGCUGCAGGACCGCUACCGAGGCCCGGAGCCCUCCGACAUGGUGGAGAUGUUUGAGGGAGAGCAGUUCUUUGCAGCUUUUGAGAGGGGCAUCAGCAUCGACACGGAUCGCCCCGACUGCGUGGAUGGACGGCUCGCCUUUAUCUUUUACUCCCACUUGAAGAACAUGAAGGAAAUCUAUGUGACCUCCCUUGUAGACAGGAAAGGCCAAGCUGUAAAAGGCCAGGUCUCCUUCUACCGAGGGGCAGUUCCUGAGAGUGUCCCCGAGGAUGCCAGCAGGAGGAGGAAGGGACCAGACUCCCUCUGGCUCGCUACUCUGCCCAUCAAACUGCCCCGACUGAAACCCCGCUGGGCUGAGAACCCCAGUGCCCUGAACGGCUUCUCCUUCCCUCCCUUGAACCUGGGCAACGCCGAGACGGGCUACCUGACCCAGAGCAACCUGCUGGGCAUCGCCAGGCGCCUGGGGCCCGACUGGCAGAGCGUGGGGCUCAGCCUGGGCCUCACCUACCAGCAGAUCCAGCGCAUCGCGUACAACAACAGAGAGGACCUGGACAAGCAGGUGCAGGACAUGCUUUUCUCCUGGGCUGUGCAGCACUCGGAGGAUCCUGGCUGUGUGAGCAGGCUGCUGGCAGCCGUGAGGGAGAGCGGCCGGCAGGACAUUGCUGAGGAGAUGGAGGCCACCCUGGAGCUGGGCAGGCACAAGUACCACCAGUCCCUGCGCAGGGUGGGCCUGGAGCAGGGGAGCAGCACCCAGGACUCGGCCACAGCCAUGGGGUAG